Molecule: messenger RNA, 1020 nt
Organism: Chlorella variabilis
Lineage: Eukaryota; Viridiplantae; Chlorophyta; Trebouxiophyceae; Chlorellales; Chlorellaceae
Exons: 3
Coding region: 1-1020 (339 amino acids)
Biological process (GO): conversion of methionyl-tRNA to N-formyl-methionyl-tRNA; biosynthetic process
Molecular function (GO): methionyl-tRNA formyltransferase activity
Source: RefSeq, a predicted model, not a curated record
AUGUCCACGCCGCAGGUGGCAGCGCUGGUGCUCAAGCGCCUUCUGGCCGCCGCAGCGCAGCCCGACGCCAGCUUCGAGGUCGCGGCGGUGGUGACGCAGCCGCCGCGGCCCACGGGGCGCGGCAACCGCAAGGUUCCGCAGCCCUCGCCCGUGCAGGUGCUGGCAGAGGAGGCGGGGCUGCCGGCGGGCGCCAUCCUGGCACCCGAGCGGCCGGGCGACGCGGAGUUCCUGGCGGCGCUGCGCCAGCUGGCACCCGACCUGUGCGUCACGGCGGCGUACGGCAACUACCUCCCCUCCUCCUUCCUGGCCGUCCCGCCCCACGGCACCCUCAACAUCCACCCCUCGCUGCUGCCACGCUACCGCGGCGCCGCGCCAGUGCAGCGCUCGCUGCAGGACGGCGUGCCCAUCACGGGGGUCACCGUGCUGUACACAGUGCGGGCCAUGGAUGCGGGGCCCAUCCUGGCUCAGCAGAAGAUGCCGGUGGACCCCGACAUCCAGGCCCCUGAGCUGCUCAACCGGCUGUUUGAGCUGGGCACCGACCUGCUGGUGGACAACCUGGAGGCAGUGUGGGCGGGCAUGGGCCAGCUGGCGGCUCAGCCGCAGGACGAGGCGGCCGCCACGCAUGCCGCCAAGCUGCAGCGCCACGAGGCGGUGCUGGAUUUCAGCCAGCCAGCCCAGGCGUGCCACAAUAAGGUGCGCGGCUUUGCGGGCUGGCCCGGCACCUUUGCCACCUUCCAGCAGCGCGACGCUGGCGGCGGCGGCGACGCGGGACACGUCGAGCUCAAGAUAGUGCGCACGCGGGUGGCGCAGCCGUCAGAGUGGAGCGGCAGCAGCGAGCGGGAGGUGGCGGUGGGGCGAGAUGCGCUGUUCAUCCGAUGCGGCGACGGCAGUGUGUUGCAGGUCCUGGAGCUGCAAGCCCCCGGCAAGCGGGUCAUGGCUGCCAAGGACUUUGUCAAUGGACUCAAGGGCCGCACGCUGGUGUGGCAGCCAGUGCAGCAGCCAGCAAGAGUGGCGGGGUGA